CCUAAACCUCGUGCUUCGAGCAUAACUGCUACGCCCAGACGGGUAACCACAGUGAAAUAGGUCUUCGUUCAAGGUGGUUCCCUCCGAAAAAUGGAGGAGAGAGAAGUGGCCAGUCUAAGAAGAUUUCUUCGAUGGGCAGCCGAGCAGGGGAUCACGGACUCUCUCUCAUCUACCACUCCAUCGGACUCUUCUUUGGGUCACUCCCUCUUCGUCUCCCAUUUUCCGGAAGCCGGAGGAAGAGGUUUGGCGGCAGCUCGUGACCUCUGCAAAGGGGAGUUGAUUCUCAGAGUUCCAAAGACUGCUUUGAUUACAACUGAAGUUUUGGCGAAUAACGACCAUUCUCUUUCUCUUGCUCUGCAAAGUCACACUUCUCUCUCUCCCACUCAGGUGUUUUUUAUGGAUCAAAGAUGGGAUACUGGCCAUUUCUUUGCUAAAUGAAGUAAACAAAGGGAAUAGCUCUCGGUGGUAUACUUAUUUAAAGCAAUUACCACGCAGUUAUGAUAUCCUUGCUGGUUUUCAUCCUGUUGAAAUACAGGCGUUGCAGGUAUUUUUCAAUGCUGUGAUCUAAAAUAGGUGUGGGGGGGAGAUAAAUAAUGUUCGGCUGAUGAUGCUAUCUGGGCUGCUGAAAAAGCUGUGCAGAAGGCUAAGCUGGAACUUAUGGAAGUUAGUGUUCUAAUGCAUGAAUUGAAGCUUAAGCAACAUCUAAUGACACUUAAGGCAUGGCUCUGGGCUUCUGCAACUAUAUCAUCCCGUACAAUGCACAUUCCUUGGGAUAGUGCUGGUUGUUUAUGCCCCGUUGGAGAUUUUUUCAAUUACGAUGCACCUGGAAGUCAUGGAGUAGAAAACUCUGAAGAUCUCUUUAAUGGCUCCGAUGAGCACUCAAUGACUACUGUUACACGGCUAAUUGAUGCUGAAUAUGAAGAAGAUCUCACUGCCUAUUGCUUCUAUGCUAGAAGAAACUACAGAAAAGGGGAACAGAUUCUUCUAAGCUACGGAACCUACACGAACUUGGAGCUUCUAGAACAUUACGGCUUUCUAUUGACGGACAAUCCCAAUGACAAAGCAUUCAUUCCAUUGGAACCAAACAUGUGCCAACUGUGUUCCUGGUCUAGUGAUUUGAUCCACAUUGGCAAAGAAGGGAACCCAUCAUUUGCCUUACUAUCCACCCUACGGCUAUGGGCGACCCCGCAAGACAUGCGGAAGUCCAUCAAGCAAUAUGUGUAUUCGGGAAAUCAACUCUCUCCCGAAAAUGAAGUUUCUGUUAUGGAAUGGGUUAUGCACAAGUGUGUAGUUUUGUUGGGAAACCUUCCUACGUCACUGGAAAGUGACAAGAACUUGCUCCGCUUUGUUGAGAACAUUCUAGAAUAUUGUAAAAUGGAGAGUGGAGAAAUGCCACAAGAGUUUAUAAAUUUCUUAGAGAGGAAGAAUUUGAUUGGAGAAAAAGCUUGUCUAAUUACUAGCUUAGCUAAAACGAGGUCUUUUGAGAGAUGGAAGCUAGCUAUUAAGUGGAGAUUGCACUUUAAGGCAAUGUUACAUAAGUGCAUUGAAUAUUGUACAAAGACACGAGAUAAAAUUUUUUCUCAAAAUAAUUGAACUUGUCUCUAGUUUGUAGCGUGCAGUAUCAUGUAAUGUAAUCAAUUGUGCACUUUGUUUCGCUUCA
Molecule: messenger RNA, 1660 nt
Organism: Cuscuta epithymum
Lineage: Eukaryota; Viridiplantae; Streptophyta; Magnoliopsida; Solanales; Convolvulaceae
Source: the annotation of a GenBank genome assembly